AUGAGACGUCUAAGUAAGCAGAGCAUACAGGCACUGCGCAGAGACACAAAGGGACUGCAGGAUCAGGACCUCAACAUUGGUGAGGUCCAAGCGCCCACGUUGCUGGGCCUGUUGGCCAGCAAGCUACACCUGCGGCUGGCGAGCUUGCCCGAGGUCGCCCAGCCAUCAGGCGGCCUGGACUGCAGGCACCUUCUGCUGCCGAGCCCCUCGCUCACCGGCAGUUGUGGUGCUCCUGACCGCAGGGGCAGCAGGGCAGGCUGCCGAGGCAGAGAGAGGCACGUGCUCACCCGGGAACUCAAGAUUAAGGAAUUUGGUAGCAGCAUAGUUACUAAUCCUAUAAAGGAUAAGACAAUGGUGCAAGAACUUCUGGAUUUUAAAGAUAAGAUUGAUUUUAUCAUUGAGACCUCUUUUCUGAAGAAUGAAAAAUUUAUUGUUGCUAUGAAUGAAGCUUUUGAAACGUUUAUUAACAAAAGACCUAACAAGCCAGCUGAGCUUCUAGCAAAGUAUGUGGAUUCAAAACUUCGGGCAGGUAACAAAGAAGCUACAGAUGAAGAACUAGAAGAGUUGCUAGAUAAAAUCAUGAUUUUAUUUAGAUUCAUUUAUGGGAAAGAUAUUUUUGAAGCCUUCUACAAAAAAGAUUUAGCAAAACGUCUCUUACUUGGUAAGAGUGCUUCAAUUGAUGCAGAAAAGUCUAUGCUAUUUAAACUUAAACAAGACUGUGGAAUGGCUUUCACUAGUAAACUUCAAGGAAUGUUUAAAGACAUGGAACUUUCCAAAGAUAUCAUGAUUCAGUUAAAACAGUACAUGCAGAACCAGAAUGUACCAGGAAACAUUGAAUUAACUGUGAACAUUCUGACAACAAGUUUUUGGCCAACAUAUGUCCCUAAGGAGAUACAGUUACCUCCAGAGAUGGAAAGACUUAAGGAAAAUUUCAAAAAUUUCUACUUAAGCAAGCACAGAGGCCAGAAACUUCAAUGGCAGUCAACUCUUGGACACUGUGUCCUUAGAGCUGAAUUUAAGAAGGGCAGAAAAGAACUUCAGGUAUCUCUUCUCCAAACGUUGGUGCUGUUGAUGUUUAAUGAAGGAGAUCAUUUCAGCUUAGAAGAAAUUAAGAUGACUACUGCACUAGAGGAUAGAGAACUGAGAAGAACCUUACAGUCAUUAGCUUGUGGCAGAGCUAAAGUUCUCAUCAAAAAUCCAAAGGGCAGAGAUGUGGAAGAUGGUGACAAAUUUUUGUGUAAUGAGGAAUUCAAACACAAAUGCUUCAAGAUAAAGAUCAAUCAGAUACAAAUGAAAGAAACGAUAGAGGAACAAACCAUCACCACAGAGAGAGUUUUCCAGGACCGACAAUAUCAGAUUGAUGCCGCAAUUGUUCAAAUUAUGAAAAUAAGGAAAACACUUAGCCACAGUGUACUUCUGUCAGAAUUAUACAACCAGCUAAAAUUUACAGUAAAGCCUAGUGAUCUGAAGAAGAGAAUAGAAUCCUUAAUUGACAGAGACUACAUGGAAAGAGAUAAAGAAAACCCAAACCAGUACAAGUAUAUUGCAUAA
Camelus dromedarius (Arabian camel) is the source of this 1551-nucleotide messenger RNA. RefSeq names its product cullin-4B-like. Gene Ontology annotation, cellular component: Cul4B-RING E3 ubiquitin ligase complex. Lineage: Eukaryota; Metazoa; Chordata; Mammalia; Artiodactyla; Camelidae. The transcript has 12 exons. The coding region runs from base 1 to 1551 and encodes 516 amino acids. Gene Ontology annotation, biological process: DNA damage response; ubiquitin-dependent protein catabolic process; protein ubiquitination. Gene Ontology annotation, molecular function: ubiquitin protein ligase binding. The record is from RefSeq and is a predicted model, not a curated record.